Quercus robur (English oak) is the source of this 1691-nucleotide messenger RNA. RefSeq names its product putative disease resistance RPP13-like protein 1. The record is from RefSeq and is a predicted model, not a curated record. Bases 373 to 1227 code for a protein of 284 amino acids. The transcript is spliced from 3 exons. Lineage: Eukaryota; Viridiplantae; Streptophyta; Magnoliopsida; Fagales; Fagaceae.
CUAAAAAUAUUGGGCGGUUGACUUGCCUUCAAACAUUGCAAUUUUUUUGUGUGGGUCCAGAUGAAGGUUAUCGGAUUAAAGAAUUGGGAUGUUUGAAGAAUCUCAGAGGAGAAAUAAAAAUAAGGAAUCUAGGGUACGUGGACGGUGAGGAAGAAGCCAAAAGUGCAAAAUUAAAAGAAAAGGAAAUAUUCAACUUGGGAUUAUACUGGGAUCAGGGUUCUGAUAAAGAUGAAAAGGUGUUGGAAGGCCUCUAUCCUCACCCAAAUUUGAAAAGCUUAACAAUCAAAUCCUAUAGCGGAAAGAAAUUCCCAGCGGGUUGUUGGUUUGUCUUCGCUAUAUCACAAUUUGAUUGAGAUCAAUUUGAGAUAUUGUAUGGAAUGUGAAGAAGUUCCCACUCUGGGGCAAUUACCCUGUCUUAGGGUUCUUGAAAUAAUAGGAAUGGGGAAGGUAAGAUGUAUAGGAAGUGAGUAUAACUUUUACAGUGAUGGAAGUUACAGAAAUACUACUACAUUAUUUCCGGCAUUGAGAAUACUCAAAUUGGAGGGGAUGAAAACCCUAGAAGAGUGGAAGGAUGCAAAGGAGUUGACAACCGCAGAUGAGGUGUUGUUGGUGUUUCCUUGCCUUGAGGAGUUGACCCUUAGAAGUUGUUAUAAACUGAGAGAUUUGCCAGAAUCACUGCACACCUGCGUUUCCCUUCAAAAGUUGGUAGUACAGGAUUGUCAUAAGCUAAGGUCAUUGCCAGGUGUCCCAUCCAUAAUAAGGUGUGGUAUUGAAGACCUACACAGUGGGUUACAGUGUGUUGAAUAUUUGGAGAAUGGUUAUUGUCGUCUGCCUUCUUCUUCUACCUCCUCCAUUCACCCCUCCCUCCAAAAGCUAAAGCUCAAAUUGUAUUCUCUCAACUCUCUCUUGGUCCUGGACCAAAUUCAAUAUUUCAUUGCCCUUAAAAUUCUGUGGAUAGAGGGAUCUUAUCAGAUGGCAGCUUUGCCAGAGUGGUUGGGCAAUCUUUCCUCUCUUCAAUGGCUGUGUAUUGUGAGUUGCUGGAAUUUGGUGCAUCUGCCCACCGAGGAAACCAUGCGACGCCUCACCCAAUUGAAAACGCUGAUCAUUUAUGAAUGCCCCAAAUUUGAAGACAAUGAGCGGAUCAAGAUUAGCCACGUUCCAUGGGUUAAAAUCAAUCAGGAGGAGCCAUAUUGCUCUGAUUUCAAACAGCAAGAAGUUUGCUUCUAAUUUACUUGAUGACAACCGAUGCCAAGUUGCACUCCCUGCAUUGAAAAUUUCGCAAUACUAAAGUUGUUGUGCAUGGGAGAGGAGGAUUCUAGAAAAAUUUUCUACAAGACCAGAUACUUUCAAGCCAAAAUUGGAAGGUUGUUUCAACUCCAAUUUUGAUGAAAUUUCCUAAUGAAAAGAGCUUCGUGUUGACUGGUGACUGGUGUUGUUACUUGAAAUUCCUCUCCAUUUGCUUGAAUGCUAAAGCCCACUUGGUGGGAUCUUUUCUUCUUUUUAUUAUUGUUGGUAUCUUAGUGUGAUGAAUAUUUGUUGUAAUCCAAGAAUGACAUGUUUUUGUUUUCUUUGUAGCCGAUAACGUUUGUUUUAGAGAAGAUUGUUGUAAACUCAUAUUCUAUAGUGGAAGAUUUUACUGGACUAGGUCCCGUGGUUUUUUCCUUCUCAUUGAAGGGUUUUCCACGUAAAAA